AUGUCUGCUGCCAAGUGUCUGCUCUCUCUGAUGGUGGUACUUGUGGCUGCAGGGUGUGCGGUCCAUGCACAUGACAGGAUUAAGAUAUGCGGGCGAGAACUCAUACGUCUGGCCGUCUCAUCCUGUGGAAACCCUCGACUUAGAAGAAGCCUCUCGGACAUAGAGCUACAGCAGCAUCAUUUCACUUGGGACCACAGCACCUCCAUGAAAGAGCAGGUUGCUUCAGAGAUGAUCCACAUCCCUUCAGAGUAUGAUGAGGAUGAUUUCGUCUCCUUGGCCGCUCAUUGGUUUCCCAUGUCUUCUCGCAUGAGACGCUCUGCUGCGAAAAUAUCUGAUAUUUGCUGCGAGAAAGGAUGCAGCCUUCAAGAGCUGAUCCAGUUUUGCUAGAUGUGUCUGUCUUGUAGCGACAAAUGCAUUGAAGAUUUUAGUUCCUCAC
Sphaeramia orbicularis (orbiculate cardinalfish) is the source of this 436-nucleotide messenger RNA. RefSeq names its product insulin-like 3 (Leydig cell) (gene insl3). Gene Ontology annotation, biological process: adenylate cyclase-inhibiting G protein-coupled receptor signaling pathway. The transcript has 2 exons. Bases 1 to 387 code for a protein of 128 amino acids. NCBI's taxonomy places the organism in Eukaryota, Metazoa, Chordata, Actinopteri, Kurtiformes, Apogonidae. Gene Ontology annotation, cellular component: extracellular region. The record is from RefSeq and is a predicted model, not a curated record. Gene Ontology annotation, molecular function: G protein-coupled receptor binding; hormone activity.